AUGGAAAAUACUAACAAGAGAACCCUGACAUUGUUGUCUUCUUUCCAAAUUGCGAUAUCCGUCUUAUUUUUCGUUCUGGGAUUGGUGGACAAACUUGAAAUCCGCUAUCUGUAUGUUAGCCUCGCGGCUUCGCCAUGUUGGAUUAUUCCUCUGGUAAGUCAGUACCUCUGAUUUCUACCUGUUUCUAAAUUUAUCAAUGACUUAACUGUUUGUAAGAUUAUAUCUCGUCAUGGAUAAAGGUUUUACUACUGCAGUGAUGGUACAAGUGAAGAGAAAACCUUCUGAACUUUUUGCUUUGGGAUCUUAUUUUGAUCUGUAUGUUUACAAGUAAUUCAUCUGAUUCGGUAGGAGUGGUCGUCUCGCUUUCACAGAGAACAGGUCAAACAACAGAAACCAAUUUGCGAAAGCUCAUAAUUGUUAUUCCAAUUAUUCUUCUAUUCAAUUACAAAACAUUUGGAAAGUGCACUUAAAAAGUUCUAUGUUUUCGACUGCCAAUGUCUCGAUGGAUCUGUCAAUAUACUUCCCGUCUUGCCGCUAAGUGUUUUCAACGAAGGGUAGGCUUGGAUAAAUUCUUCCGGCAGAAUUUCGAGCAGAAUAAGCGAUUUUUGAGGCGAGCAUUCUGCCGGUAGAAUAAAGCAUUUGCGAGCAGAAUUUGAGCAGAAUAAGGGGAAAUCAGCGGCACUAAUGAUAUGCAUAUCAGUGGAAAGAAAAAUUUAAAACAAACUAAAAAACACAGGAAAAAUAAUUACAAUUCUGCAACACAUAAUGAAUAUCUAAUUAGGUUUUAAUGGUUAGGUCGAGGCUCCCCUCUAUAUUUGCGCAAAUAAACAUGUGCCGAAAAUUUUUUUCCGAUACCGAGCAGAAUUCGAGCAGAAUAAGGGCGUCCGAGCAGAAUUUUAAGCAGAAAAAGCGAUUUUUACGAGCACUGCUGGCAGGCGGAAUAAGCCAUUUUAAGAGCAGAAUUUAUCGAAGCCUAACGAAAGUUCGGAAGCUCGUUAUGUUGGGGAAAAUGCAAGUAUGGUUACAGUAACUAGUUAUUUUAUACACAUAAAGCCUGUGUCUUUUUCCACUUAAUUGUGAACGAACUCGCCAAAUACGACAAGAAACAUCUCAGAAGUUUGAUCGACGCCGUUAUUACAGUAAAAACACGCGCAUAAGAACCUAGUGAGUUAAGAUCCUACAGGCUGGAAUUUGGCAUUUAAAUACCCAAAAAUAUAAGAACCUUUUCAGCCAGGCAAAGGAAAACAGGUUCUUAUACAAAAAUAAUCACUUCAAUUUUGAUGGUCAAAAUUCUCGAUUUUAAUUUUGUGAGAAACUUUUGACAAAAGGUUAUUGUGUAUAUGUUUUCUUUGAUUUACACUUGUUUGGAAUUUCACUAGAAGUAUGUUUUCCAUAAAGCUACCGUGCAAUAUAGACGAUUCAAUAUCUUUAAAAAAUGUAGAAACGCAUUGAUGUUCUUCUUGGACCUUGAUUGUUUGCCAUUAUGUAUUAGUAGUCAAUAUUUCUGCUAAUGGUUACGCUAAGACAACCUCUGAAAAAUAAGAACCUUUUAAGAACCUAAUCAGCCUGAAUUGUGAAAAACUACCCUAAAAUAUAAGAACCUGUUCAGCCUGAGGUCAAAAAUUCUAGGUUCUUAAAUGUGGGUUUUUACUGUAUUUGGAUUAUUCCACACAAUUUCAGCAAUUUCGUUCGUACCCUGCGCUGACAUUCCGCAAGUUGGCUUAUUUACGCAAUCAGUUGCAAACUACUCCAAUGUUAAGGAUGCGAACGACUCCGCACAUAUAAUACUAAAAGCAACUUUAUAUUGCGGUAAAGAAACCUCCGGCGCUUUUCAUUCAAAAAUUGCGGUUUGAAAUUUUUCACGUUCCCAAUGGAACGGUACAUUCCGGUUGCGCAGACCCGACCCAAGUCACCGCGCGUUUGGGUAUUGUUCUUGUAAACAGGAUUCAAAAGAGCGGUACUGGGGACAACAAUUUUGUCAACCGAAAUGACCAGACCGGUCAAAGAAGACCACCUUCAUUCCGGUCCGACCGACCGUUUGACCGACCGUUUGUUCCAUUUCAUUUCUAACCGAAAUUUCCGGAAUUUUGGGUUGAACGGAAAGCGCCCGAAUGGUAUAAUGACACAAUGACGAUGGCAAUGAUAGAAAAACAAUGUCUUUUUAAAGAGAAAAACUACAGCACUGCAAGUAGACUGCUAAACAGUCGGUUUUUUUUUCUCAAAAUCGGUUUAGCGCAGCUUAUAAGAGGCGCGCCAAGCCCAGAAAAAAAGCCUUGCUCCAGACCUUUUGUUUGACUGCUCGCGAGUACUUGAACGCCAAAAUAUGGAUUGUUUUGCAGUCGGUCUACACUGCAAGUGAAUAACGCUUUUUUCAUUAUCGUCUACAACGUGAAACGUUCUAAUGCGACGUGACGACAAGGACAACGAAUUUCCUGUCUCGUUGUAAACCUGGGCGUGGUCCUUAAAAAGUCACUUUCUACAGAGAAAUUUGGCUACAUUUAAUAAUGUAUAUUGACAAACUAGGCAAGGCUAAAUAAACGCAAUAGAUAGGUUGAAAUAAGGCAAGUUUAUUUUAGUAACGUUUUCACUCACUGUUGUCACUGCGGUAGAAAUUCGCUAUGGCUCAUGCUAAGUCAGUGAGAGUGUUACAUAAUAAAUUUUCUUUAAUGAUCUUUAUAUCAUCUAUAUACAUGUCAGCCUAACAGCCCACGUUCGAUAUGUCAAAAUUCUGACAUGGCUCCAAGGCUUUCUGGUCAUAUAGGACACUCACGCUAACGACUCCUAUUGAUAUUGAUGUGCCAACCAGAAGCGCAUUGGUUCUUUUACUAGACUUCACCUCUUUUGUUUCACUCGUUACAAAUUUAAAUAAGCAGUGAUGACCCCUAUAUUUGUCAUUGGUUUGGUCUUCUUGGUGUCUCUUCCGCGGGAAUAAAGGGGGACAAUGGAAGUCAAGUUAGAAUUUUGAUAGACCGACCGUUGGCUAAUAUACAUUUAUUUUAAUUUUUUGUUUAUUUUUCGCUUAUCGGUAUAUACAGCUGUACAUAUCCACUUCAGGAUGUGUAUAUGUCGAUAGGAGUUAUUUUGUUAACAGUGUCCCCAGUUAGCAUUUCAGCUAUAUAAAUCUUCUGAUUCUCCAACGAAAUACUUGAAUACCUAUAAAAAUAAUGUAUAUAAGUAUGUAUUUCAUUCUGUUCUUUGUAUUUACUGUUCAGACUCUUGCACAUGGCAUCAUGGGACUUGUUUUAAGCCAAAGCCGUAAAAGAUCUGCAAAUCUGGUAAGAUUUUCUCGAUAAGCACUCGUAAACGCCUGACAGACGAAAGUAAUUUGUUCAGACAGCGAAGACUUUCCAUAAGCAACGAGCGCCCCCUCUCCCAUGAGGCUUGGCGGGUUGGGAGUACCGUGGGAGCAUAAAGACACCCCUCCCAUGACUGGAGACUGAGCCUACCCCGUCUCCCCUCGACCACCACCACCACCACCACAAAACGAGGCAAGGAAAUGACUCCUGGGUUCAAACCUUUCACAAAGCAAGGCAAGCUAAUGGAUAACAAAAUGAGGUCCCUCCGAACGUAUUGAUCGCCUCGUAGAAGAAGAGUAACAUUAUCGGAGGAAACUGGAACUCGCGCUGCCUUGAAACUACAUUCAAGUGGCAGAUGCGAUGAACUUAAUUGGAGAGAGCAAAGCAAAACGGCGGUCGUCGCUUUCGAAAGUGCAUAACAUGUCCCCUUUAGUUUGGGCUAGAUAACUCCGUUCUCUUCUCCUCCUACCCUCCCCCCUCCCCCAAAUAUGUUUUAUCACGCGUCAUGGCGUUCUUACUAGCCAGUUUAUUUUUAGAACGUUUUGACGCGAACUUAAAAUAUUUUGCCAAGUCCCCCAAACCAGUCAAAAGCUACAGAACUGAAGUUGGUAUUUUGACCUUUUAAUGGCGUGUAGUUCUCCGUAUGCACGCCUUAUACUUCAAUAGCGGACAACCGCAUUAUGUCAAUCUAAAAAUAAACGCCGUGACGUAGACCUAGUGUGAGAGUUGCUCGCUGCAUGUCAGUUAUAAACUCCUGAGAUGUACCUAUUGAAAAGUGCAACUUCUUCUUUUAAAUAGCAUUACUGAGUCAUUUCUUUAGUAAACUUUAUAAUUUAUUGAUUUCAAUCUCUUUAGAUCAAUGCUAUUUGGUCGGUUAGCGUGGCAUGUAUUAUCUACUCCGCUAUUACAGUACUCAGGUAUCAGGCAUGGGGUGUCGAAUGGCUGGUGUCAAACAAUGUUUCCUACUCCGACUACUCCGACAAGUUCUUUGUAAAGAAAGAUGUCAAGCUGAAGUACACUGAGCAGGAAAAUAAGGCAUUUGCUGUAUUUGGCAUCAUCAUUGUGUUCUCUAUGAUUGAAAUUAUCCUGGCUGCUGCUAUGGCAAAAGUCAGCGAUUCAAGCCACAAGGUGGCUCAGCAGCCUGUCAUCCCUAUGUACUAUGGGAUGUAUUAUCAGGUACCGUAA
This is a messenger RNA of Porites lobata, 4481 nucleotides long. Lineage: Eukaryota; Metazoa; Cnidaria; Anthozoa; Scleractinia; Poritidae. The record is from the annotation of a GenBank genome assembly.